CCGAGGAUCCCAUUUGCAAAUAACCACUGAAUCACCACAAUGUCUCUCAUUCUGCACCGGCUCUCUCUUAAAUCCAGAAAGAAGAGAACAACACAGACAACGCAUUUGAAGAGAACGACACAGUGAAUGAAUGUAGUGCUGCACUCACGGGCCGAAGGGGCGGAGCCAGGUGUUAGAGGAGGGGAGAGGACGUCAUGUUGAAGAAACGAAACCUAACGCACCCCGACGUGUAAGCAGUUCUCUCUUUUUAGAGUUAAUAACACGCAUUAAAUAGUCCGACAGACAGAAACAACAACAAGGAAUGGCCCGCGCCAACGCUUCCUGGUCUGAAGAGAACUUUUCAUGUUCCCUCUAUCUAGAUGUGUUCAACAGUCCAGUUUCCACACCAUGUGGACACAACUUCUGCAGAACCUGAAUUACAAAGUUCUGGGAUGAACAAGUCAAGUACAAAUGUCCCGUUUGCAACAAGCUUUACGACACAAGACCUGAUCUACAGGUCAAUACCCUCUUUUCAGAGAUGGUUGAUCGAUUUGGAACGUCCGUACGAGUGAAAGAGCAGCCUUGUGUUGAACCAGCAGAAGUUCCCUGUGACUUCUGUACUGGGACCCAGCUGAAGGCCGUGAAGUCCUGCCUAGUGUGUCUUAUCUCUUACUGCCAAACCCACCUGGAGCCACAUCAGAGAGUCGCAGUCCUGAAGAAACAUCGGCUGGUCGAGCCUAUGGACCGUCUGGAAGACAGGAUGUGUAAGACACACGACCGACUUCUGGAGCUCUUCUGUCAGACUGAACAGGUGUGUGUGUGUCAGUCCUGCACAGAGACAGACCACAAGUCCCAUCCUGUUGUACCUCUAAAGGAGGAAUAUGAAGUGAAGACGGCCCAGCUGGGGAAAAUUGAGAUUGAAGUUCCACAGAUGAUCCAGGAGAGAAAAUGUAAGAUUAAGGCGAUCAAAGACACACUUGAAAUUAACAAGAAAGACGCAGACAGAGAGAUUGCCGAUGGUGGGAAGGUCCUCACUGCUUUGAUAUGCUGUGUUGAAAAGUGCCGGGAUGAUUUCAACCAAACGGUUAAAGAGAAACUGAAAUCCACAGAGAAACAAGCUGAAGACCUUAUCAAAGAGCUGGAGCAGGAAAUAGAAGAUCUUACCAAUAGAAGCUCAGAGGUGAAUCAGCUCUCACACACUGAAGACCACCUCCACUUCCUCGAGGCCUUCAGAUCCCUCAAGGAUCCUCCACCCACCAGGGACUGGACCACGGUGGAGGUCCGUCCUCCGUCAUACGUAGGGACCUUGAGGAGAUCCCUGGAUCAGCUGGAGGAGACACUGAACAUGGAGAUGAAGAAGCUGCGUGAUGCUGAACUGAAGAGGGUCCAGCAGUAUGAAGUAGAUGUGACUCUGGAUCCUGAUACUGCUCAUCCCCAGCUCAUCCUCUCUGAGGAUGGGAAACAAGUACAUCAUGGAGGUGUAGCGAAGGCCCUCCCAGACAACCCAAAGAGAUUUACAAAAAACAUAUGUGUUCUCACGAGGCAGAGCUUCUCAGGGAAAUUUUACUUUGAGGUCCAGGUUAAAGGCAAAACUGCGGGGUGUGUAGGAGUGGCCAGAGAGUCCAUCAACCGAAAAGAUCGGAUCAUAGUGAUCCCUGAGAAUGGUUUAUGGACUCUUUACUAUAACAAAGAUUGGUUGUUAUUUAGAGAUGACCCUUCUGUCCGUCUCCCUCUGAGAGCUGAGCUCCAGAAGGUGGGGGUGUUUGUUGAUUAUGAUGAGGGUCUGGUCUCCUUCUAUGAUGUGGAAGCCAGGGUUCAUAUCUACUCUGCUACUGGCUGCAGCUUUACUGAGACUCUCUAUCCACUCCUCUAUCCAGGUCUCUGUGAUUACGAAGGUAUAAACUCUGCCCCCCUGAUCAUCUCACCUGUCAAUCAAACAGACUAGGACCUUAGUUUGAUAAUAAAAUAAUCAAACGACCAAAACAACUAAUGUUGUAUCAUGAAUUAGAAUCUCUACCAUGUGAGAUCUGAGAGAACUGCUUUGAUGUAGUACUGCUGUCUUUUAACAAGGAUAAAUUCAUAAAGUAAAUAACCCUGACUAUUAUAAAUGAUAACCCAUUGUAAAUUAUUAGAUAACAUUAUAUUAUUCAUUGUCUGUUUUCUCCAGUCUUUUAAGGUUUACUGCUAUACAAUUGUUAAUGGUUGCAGUCAUGUAUAGCAUGGUUUCAGGAUUGAUGUGUAUUUCAGAAUCAUUUAAACAUUAUUGUUAGUUUAUACUUUGGAAUCAUGAAUGACAUCAUAAUCAAAUGUAAAAAUACUUUUCUGAUGUUAAUAAAAAUAGAAAAACA
Molecule: messenger RNA, 2327 nt
Organism: Gadus morhua (Atlantic cod)
Lineage: Eukaryota; Metazoa; Chordata; Actinopteri; Gadiformes; Gadidae
Product: zinc finger protein RFP-like
Exons: 2
Coding region: 518-1924 (468 amino acids)
Molecular function (GO): zinc ion binding; protein binding
Source: RefSeq, a predicted model, not a curated record